AUGGUGUUCAUUGUCAGUGUGUGUGUGUUUUAAUAAUUACAAUUCCUCUCAAAUUCCAAAUUCACAUUAUUUUCUUUGAUUAUUAUCAAUCAAAUUAUUAGUAUUAUGUUUUGAAUGUUCCACUCUCUGUAUGAUGUUUACUGUGCCAGUGUAACUACAAUGAACAAAAAUAUAAAUGCAACAUGCAACAAUUUCUAAGAUUUUACUGAGUUACAGUUCAUAUAAGGAAAUCUGUCAAUUGAAAUACAUUCAUUAGGCCCUAAUCUAUGGAUUUCACAUGACUGAGAAUACAGAUAUGCAUCUGUUGGUCACAGAUACCUUUAAAAAGAUGGUAGGGGCGUGGAUCAGAAAAGCAGUCAGUAUCUGGUGUGACCACCAUUUGCCUCAUGCAGCGCGACACAUCUCCUUCGCAUAGAGUUGAUCAGGCUGUCGCUGGAUAUUGGCGGGAACUGGAACAUGCUGUCGUACACGUCAAUCCAGAGCAUCCCAAACAUGCUCAAUGGGUGACAUGUCUUGUGAGUAUGCAGGCCAUGGAAGAAGUGGGAUAUUUUCAGCUUCCAGGAUCCUUGCGACAUGGGGUUGUGCAUUAUCAUGCUGAAACAUGAGGUGAUGGCGGCGGAUGAAUGGCACGACAAUGGGCCUCAGGAUCUCGUCAAGGUAUCUCUGUGCAUUCAAAUUGCCAUUGAUAAAAUACAAUUGUAUUCAUUGUCCGUAGCUUAUGCCUGCCUAUACCAUAACCCCACCGCCACCAUGGGGCACUCUGUUCACAAUAACAUCAGCAAAUCGCUCGCCCACACGACACCAUACACUCUGUCUGCCCAGUACAGUUGAAACCGGGAUUCAUCCGUGAAGUAUGAAAAUGUAUACACUCACUAACUGUAAGUCGCUCUGGAUAAGAGCGUCUGCUAAAUGACUAAAAUGUAAAUGUAAAUAUGAAGAGUACACUUCUCUAGCGUGCCAGUGGCCAUCGAAGGUGAGCAUUUACCCACUGAUGUCUCCCGAGUGGCGCAGUGGUCUAAGGCACUGCAUCGCAGUGCUAGCUGUGCCACUAGAGAUCCUGGUUCGAAUCCAGGCUCUGUCGUAGCCGGCCGCGACCGGGAGACCCAUGGGGCGGCGCACAAUUGGCCCAGGGUAGGGGAGGGAAUGGCCUGCAGGGAUGUAGCUCAGUUGGUAGAGCAUGGCGUUUGCAACGCCAGGGUUGUGGGUUCGAUUACCACGGGGGGCCAGUAUGAAAAAUAUAAAAAAUAAUGUAUGCACUCACUAACUGUAAGUCGCUCUGGAUAAGAGCGUCUGCUAAAUGACUAAAAUGUAAAUGAGGUUUACGACACCGAAUUGCAGUCAGGUCAAGACCCUGGUGAGGACAACGACCAUUCAGAUGAGCUUCCCUGAGACGGUCUCUGACAGUUUGUGCAUAAAUUAUUCAGUUGUGCAAACCCACAGUUUCAUCAGCUGUCCGGGUGGCUGGGCUCAGACGAUCCCACAGGUGAAGAAGCCGGAUGUGGAGGUCCUGGGCUGGUGUGGAUACACAUGGUCUGCAGUUGUGAGGCCAAUUGGAUGUACUGCCAACCUCUCUAAAACUACGUUGGACGUGGCUUAUGGUAGAGAAAUUAACAUAAAAUUAUUUGGCAACAGUUCUGGUGGACAUUCCUGCAGUCAUUAUGCCAAUUGCACACUCCCUCAAAACUUGAGACAUCUGUGGCAGUGUGUUGCGUGACAAAACUGCACAUUUUAGAGUGGCCUUUUAUUGUCCCCAGCACAAGGUGCACCUGUGUAGUGAUCAUGCUGUUUAAUCAGCUUCUUGAUAUGCCACACCUGUCAGGUGGAUGGAUUAUCUUGGCAAAGGAGAAAUGCUCACUAACAGGGAUGUAAACAAAUGUGUGCACAACAUUUUAGAUAAAUAAUAUUUUUGUACGUAUGGAAAAAUUGUAUUUCAGCUCAUGAAACAUUGGACCAGCACUUUACAUGUUGUGUUUAUAUUUUUGUUCAGUGUAGUAAAGGGCAGAUGUUCUUUCACAUAUCAGAACCCCCCCCCCACCCCCACCCGUGGUGCCUCUACAAAAGCCAUUAUCUUCUGUAAAUGGCAUCAAAUUGACUUUUAAGUUGAUCUAAUGAGAAAUAAACCCCACAAAGGCAACGCAAAAAUUAUAUUAUUUACUAAAUGAGAAUUAUGAUUAUAGAAAUUAUAGUUCUUACUUGGGGGUAAAAGUAUGACUAAUGUCUACUGCCUCUGCAAAUUUUUCAGUCAAUUGUUAUUUAGACACACUCUGCAACAAUGUUUUACUUAGAAAAGGAAGGCCUGAUACACACAUUUUUUUAUUUUUUUAUUUCACCUUUAUUUAACCAGGUAAGCCAGUUGAGAACAAGUUCUCAUUUACAACUGCGACCUGGCCAAGAUAAAGCAAAGCAGUGCGGUAAAAACAACAACAACACAGAGUUACAUAUGGAAUAAACAAAACGUACAGUCAAUAACACAAUAGAAAAUCCAUAUACAGUGUGUGCAAAUGUAGUAAGUUAUGGAGGUAAGGCAAUAAAUAGGCCAUAGUGCAAAAUAAUUACAAUUAUAAUUUAGUAUUAACACUGAAGUGAUAGAUGUGCAGAAGAUGAUGUGCAAAUAGAGAUAAUGGGGUGCAAAUGAACAAAAUAAAUAACAAUGUAAAUAACAAUAUGGGGAUGAGGUAGUUGGGUGAGCUAAUUACAGAUGGGCUGUGUACAGGUGCAGUGAUCGGUAAGCUGCUCUGACAACUGAUGCUUAAAGAUAGUGAAAGAGAUAAGUGUCUCCAGCUUCAGAGAUUUUUACAGUUGUCAAAACAGAUUUACACACUGGUGGUACUUUUGGAAAGAAAGUAGUUUAAAUUGGCUGUUAGUGCCAGUGAUUGGCUGCUUGACCAUGGCGUCAUAGACAUUUAUUGGACAUUCAUGUGUUUAGUUGUGGUUUUGGACCAGGCUCAGCCAAGCUCAGAGUGGUCAAGCUUCGAUGGAUUGUGAUUGAGGUGGCUAUCUAGGGCCUGUGUGCUUUUGUUUAUGUGUGUGUGUGCGAGUAUGCAGGCCUGAGUGUGUGUCUUUGUGUGUGUGUGUCUUUGUGUGCGUGUGAACUCUCCCUCAGAUUACAGAUAAGGCUAUGCUCUCUGACUUGGUCUUUGGCUGGAGGAGAUUAGGUAGAAUGUCAAUGCUAUCUUCAGAUUGUGUUCUUGAGUUAAAUUAACAAGUAUCCAAAUACCAGAGGUAUUUUAGAAUUAGAAACUAUAUAUUUAAUCUAAAAUGUACUUGUUGGUAUUGUCACCCUGCUGUCAGUAGCAGUUGCUGAACAACACUGUCAGCGGUCGUUCACAGGUAUGUAGAUGUCAUGUGUGGGGUGCAGCUGUGUGAAUCUUUCUGCAUUGAGAACAGAGUAGUUAUUAAUAAUAUCACAGGGAAGGAAGGAACACGGUGCCCUUCCUCCCUGCUGAAACACUCUCAACAGCCAGCCUGCCUGCCAGCCUCUGUUCUCUGGAUCAUGUGCCAGCGCUGAUCCCUCCCCAUCCUAAAGUCUUCGAAGUUGUUAUUUCUUUAUUUUUUUCUAUUUUUAUUGGCUGGGAGAAGAAGACAUAACUAUUUUUGGGUAAGGUCUCUAUGGCAACAGCGAGCAGGGGUACAGUCACAGCAUCGGAGGCUGACAGUAAACAGCUGUGUGGAGCUCUAGUGGUUCUGGAGCUCUGCCGCUCCUCUUAAGGUCUACUCUACAUGAACACCAUUAUAUACACAGUAUGUCACCUGUCAUUACCACUCACUUCAGCUCAUUUCAUCUUAUGACAACUAUAUUUGAAAGAUAAUUUCCCUUUUCUUCUCCAGCUCUUCUGUACGCCACCAUCUUUGGAAAUGUGACCACCAUCUUCCAGCAGAUGUACGCUAACACCAAUCGCUACCAUGAGAUGCUGACCAACGUGAGGGACUUCCUCAAGCUCUACCAGGUGCCCAAUGGGCUGAGUGAGAGGGUGAUGGACUACAUCGUCUCCACAUGGUCCAUGUCCAAGGGCAUUGACACUGAGAAGGUGAGCCAUGGUCCUGAGUUUGGACCCAGGAGUGAUAAGUUCUAACAACACCCGGGCUUCCUGGGGUUAGAGCACAGAUACAGUAGUGGGUAUGGUUAUGAGAUACCUGCAGAAAACUUGUAGAACUCCCAUUAGAUUCUAAUGUAUGGGAAUAUACAAUGCCUCAAUGGCUCAGUACGAUGGUGAAAACCAUACUAUACCAUGCAAAGUAAUACAAACAACCUUCUCCAAAGCCUGAUUACCAGGUGUCUGUCUGUCCCCAUCUCCAGGUGCUGUCCAUCUGUCCUAAGGACAUGCGGGCUGACAUCUGUGUCCACCUGAACCGGAAGGUGUUCAAUGAACACCCAGCAUUCCGCCUGGCCAGUGACGGCUGCCUGCGAUCGCUAGCCGGGGAGUUCCAGACCAUCCACUGCGCCCCCGGGGACCUAAUCUUCCAUGCUGGGGAGAGCGUCGACACCCUCUGCUUCGUGGUGUCGGGGUCACUGGAGGUCAUCCAGGACGAUGAGGUCAUCGCCAUUCUAGGUGAGCAGCAGAGUGCAUCAUGGCCUCUUACUCCUGUUUCCACACCAACUUAUUGAUUAGUUCUUUAGUUUGUCUGUGGAUGAUGUUGUUUCAGCAGUUUGGCUUAUACCUUGUCAACUCAAACAGAAGAAAAAAAAAAAAACAGAUAUACAGUCUAAAGAUACUGCAUAUAAAGACAGAAAGAAGAGAGCGACAUAAGAGACAGAGUUGGAGACCAGCAGAGGGAGAUUAGCAGUGUGACAGAGAGAAAGAUAGGAGUCAUUCUUCAUUGUCACAGGCUGUAGUGCAGGUUGGUGUUUCCGGAGGCUCUUUUAUUGGUUUCCCACUUCCUUAACACUAGAACCACCAAGACGGUCAAUCUGACCCUUUUCAAUUUUGUAAUUUCAAUAACUUAAUUUCAACAAAAACCUUGAACCCAUUUGUCUCUGACUUUUCCUAAAUAUGUGUUUUUUACACUCUAGAGGGUGUUAUGAUAAAUAUCAUAAAAGACACAAACUUUCUGAAAAUUUCAUCCUCACAGCGCCAUGACGGUCAAAAUGACCGUAUGCAUAUUUAAUAGUAGAAUAGCCGGGCCUCGAGGAGUACCAAUAGCCACCAGUUUAAUACAUUCAUUUAACUAGAAAAGCCUGGCCCCCAAUGUUAUUUGGUUUUGUUUAUGUAGGUCUGUAAAUAUUUGAAAGAACAUAAAAACAUUUUCAUUAGUUUGUUACUGUAGGCUUAAACACAGAAAUUUAAGUGUAAAAGCUAUGAAACAAAAAGCAGGUGCGUUGGAACACAGUAAAAGCUUAUUUUUAUAAUACCAAAACAAAUACAAAUACCCAAACCACAAUUAAGAACAUAUCAUAGAUAUCAGUAGCCUAAGCAUCAGAAUAAGCGCCAAGCAUGCUUAUGAAUAGGGAAAAUCAGCACAAAGGCAAUAAUGGCAUUAUAAUGAAUAUAAGUGUCGAUAUGACAGCGGUCAAAAAUAGUCCAUUAUUGUCAGUUAUUGGACACAUUAUUUGUGGCCUCGAUCGUGCUUACAGUAUAGUGUGCAUCUUCACGCAACAGUUGGAUCUCAUUUAGCUGUUAUCCCUUGUCCUAACAGUCGCCACAAAUCUUCGCCACUUUCACUUGAUUGCAACACUUCCCACAAAGAAGUCUCUUGCAGCUGAAACAGGUGUCGCGGGUUCAGUUCUGCCUUGCGUGGAAUCUUUGCUGCUGCCUUGGCCUUCAUAUGUCUGUCAUAUAGCCCGUGUGCCAGACUCAUGAUGAAGUCUCUCCUGCUAUUGGUUAAGGUUCAUCCACUGCUUGAACAACACGUGUGCGUUGAUAGCAGCCAAGUCAAGCAUGUUGUAGAACACAGUAACAGGCCAGCACCUAGCUCAUCCUUUCACCUAGUACAGCCGUGCCAUCUGAUCCGAAACAUUAUCCGACACUCGCUCAUCUGCUGCCCAAUAUGGAUCCUUUCCCAGAUAUGGAAAGCCGUUCAGCAUUAUAGAGUAGACUAAUAAGACUGUGGACUGAUAUACACUACCAGUCAAAAGUUUGGACUCACUUACUCAUUCAAGGGUUUUUCUUUAUUUUUAAAAUGUUUUACAUUGUAGAAUAAUAUGGAAUCACGUAGUAACCAAAAAAGUGUUAAACAAAUCAAAAUAUAUUUUAUAUUUGAGAUUCUUCAAAUAGCCACCCUUUGCCUUGAUGACAGCUUUGCACACUCUUGGCAUUCUCUUAACCAGCUUCAUGAGGUAGUCACCUGGAAUGCAUUUCAAUUAACAGGUGUGCCUUCUUAAAAGUUAAUUUGUGGAAUUUCUUUCCUUCUUAAUGCGUUUGAGCCAAUCAGUUGUGUUGUGACAAGGUAGGGGGGUAUACAGAAGAUAGCCCUAUUUGGUAAAAGACCAAGUCCAUAUUAUGGCAAGAACAGCUCAAAUAAGCAAAGAGAAACGACAGUCCAUCAUUACUUUAAGACAUGAAGGUCAGUCAAUACGGAACAUUUCAAGAACUUUGAAAGUUGCUUCAUGUGCAGUCGCAAAAACCAUCAAGCGCUAUAAUGAAACUGGCUCUCAUGAGGACCGCCACAGGAAUGGAAGACCCAGAGUUACCUCUGCUGCAGAGAAAAAGUUCAAUAUUAUUUAUUUAAUUGUACCUUUAUUUAACUAGGCAAGUCAGUUAAGAACAAAUUCUUAUUUACAAUGACGGCCUACACCGGCCAAACCUGGACGACGCUGGGCCAAUUGUGCGCCACCCUAUGGGACUCCCAAUCACGGCCGGUUGUGAUGGAAUCGAACCAGGGGGUCUAUAGUGAUGCCUCAAGCACUGAGAUGCAGUGCCUUAGACCGCUGCGCCACUCGGGCUUGCCUCAGAAAUUGCAGCCCAAAUAAAUGCUUCAUAGAGUUGAAGUAACAGACCCAUCUCAACAUCAACUGUUCAGAGGGGACUGUCUGAAUCAGGCCUUCAUGGUUGAAUUGCUGCAAAGAAACCACUACUAAAGGACACCAAUAAGAAAAAGAGACCUGCUUGGGCCAAGAAACACGAGCAAUGGACAUUAGACCGGUGGAAAUUUGUCCUUUGGUCUGUUGUCCAAAUUUGAGAUUUUUGGUUCCAACCGCCGUGUCUUUGUGAGACGCGGUGUGGGUGAGCGGAUAAUCUCUGCAUGUGUUGUUCCCAACGUAAAGCAUGGAGGAGGAGGUGUUAUGGUGUGGGGGUGCUUUGCUGGUGACACUGUCUGUGAUUUAUUUAGAAUUCAAGGCACACUUAACCAGCAUGGCUACCACAGCAUUCUGCAGCGAUACGCCAUCCCAUCUGGUUUGCGCUUAGUGGGACUAUCAAUUGUUUUUCAACAGGACAAUGACCCAAAACACACCUCCAGGCUGUGUAAGGGCUAUAAUCUAACCUCAAAAAGCACUAAUCGCUCAGCACUAACAAUAUGAUGCAAAACACAGGGGGGGAAAAACAUUUUGACUGAACUGGGCCUUUAACAUUGUUGAUGGUAAGUUAUGAGGACUACUAGAGACAAGUUGGUGUACUUACAAGUCAGUGUAAAACAUUAAGAUCUGUCACACGCCUCAUUUGGUGCGAUGAGAGAGAGAGAGAGUUAAAGAGAGAAAGACCCCUCUGAUUUCCCCUGGCUAACACUAAGCUAACUCUGAGCUUUGGAACCUCUCUCUCUUCCUCAUUAACAGCCCAGCAGCAGAGGAGAGGAGAGGCUUGCAACACUCCCACUGUACCAAGCCUAUACUUGGACAACCUGCAGAAACACACACUUUUAAUAAUCCACUCCACUGGCCACAGGGCUACAGCAACUUUCCAUCUUCCAUCGCUAUCCACAUUCUCUGGGAUUUAUGAAACAACAUUCCAGCGGCCUUAUCAGUUUAUAAUUUUUUCCUCUCUUCUGGCUUUGUUGUGUUUCACGAAACGAUGAUCUGAUAAAUGUCUUAACCCAUUAUUCAUGCUGCAUUAUGAGAAUGGGAUAUUAGUGGGGAAAAGUAUUCAAACAGCAAUAUGUUCUGGCCCAGUGAGCUGAGUGGAUCUGCAGUAAGCUGAGGAAGUUGAGACUGUAUCAGUCCGCCUCAACACUGUGCCUCAGUCACAGAGAUCUGCUGGCUUCUAUAGAGCUAUAGUUGUUACUCUGACCACCAUUGAUCACACAGACAGGAAAAACAUUAAACACUGAAUUCACUCCCAUCCACCUCCACUAAGGAUGAUUGUACUGUAAUAGUAGUGCUGUAUUGAUCUCCAACCACAGACAGUAAUACACCUCCUCUUAGGUUAACCCUGACCUCUAGCUCCUCUAGAGCCACCAGGCUGAUCUCUCUAAACGUCUCCCCAUAUCUGCUCCAUGUUGCAUUUCUCAGGGGGGUUCAUUCUAGAUGUACCCAGGACACAAAUAUCUCCAUUUCUCUUUCUCCUCUCUCAGGUAAAGGAGAUGUGUUUGGCGAUGUGUUUUGGAAAGAGACCACUCUUGCACACGCGUGUGCUAACGUGCGGGCGCUGACGUACUGCGACCUGCACAUCAUCAAGAGAGAGGCACUGCUCAAGGUUCUGGAGUUCUACACAGCCUUCGCUAAUUCUUUCUCACGCAACCUCAUCCUCACCUGCAACCUACGCAAACGGGUAAGACUUAAACAGUGACACACACACGCACAAACACACACACGCACUCCGACAACUACGUGUCACUCCUUCUCCUUCUUCCUCCCUCUUCUGUAACCUAUUUUCUCAUCUGAAACUUUAGCAGAGCUUUUUUAUUGCUUUUCUCCUUGUCUGCUGAUAUGUUAGUUCUCCCAUCACUCAUGAGGGAUCUCUGGAAUGUAAUUUUCACAUUAUUAGGGUAUUAAUUCUAAAGGUAUUGAUUGUGUCUUUUCUCAGAGCCACUUUCACAGAAUGGAUUCGGAAAGUAUUCAGACCCCUUCCCUUUUUCCACAUUUUGUUUACGUUACAGCCUUAUUCUAAAAUGAAUUCAAUCAAAAAAUGUCUGUCAUCAAUCUGCACACAAUACCCCAUAAUGACAAAGCGAAAACAGGUUUUUUGAAAUGUUUGCAAAUGUCUAGCAAAUAAAAAACAGAAAUACCUUAUUUACGUAAGGAUUCAGACCCUUUGCUAUGAGACUCUAAACUUAACUCAGGUGCAUCCUGUUUCCAUUGAUCAUCCUUGAGAUGUUUCUACAACUGUGGUAAAUUCAAUUGAUUGGACAUGAUUAGGAAAGGCACACACCUGUCUAUUUAAGGUUCCACAGUUGACAGUGCAUGUCAGAGCAAAAACCAAGCCAUGAGGUCCCCAAGAACACAGUGGCCUCCAUCAUUCUUAAAUGGAAGAAGUUUGGAACCACCAGUACUCUUCUUAGAGCUGGCCGCCCAGCCAAACUAAGCAUUCGGGGGAGAAUGGCCUUGGUCAGGGAGGUGACCAAGAACCCGAUGGUCACUCUGACAGAGCUCCAGACUUCCUCUGUGGAGAUGGGAGAACCUUCCAGAAGGCCAACCAUCUCUGCAGCACUCCACCAAUCAAGCCUUUAUGGUGGAGUGACCAGAUGGAAGCCACUUCUCAGUAAAAGGCAGAUGACAGCCCGCUUGGAGUUUGCCAAAAGGCACCUAAAGGACUCUCAGACCAUGAGAAACAAGAUUAUCUGGUCUGAUGAAACCAAGAUUGAACUCUUUGGCCUGAAUACCAAGCGUCAUGUCUGGAGGAAACCUGGCACCAUCCCUACGGUGAAGCAUGGUGGUGGCAGCAUCAUGCUGUGGGGAUGUCUUUCCCUCGAUACUAGUCAGGAUCGAGGGAAAGAUGAACGGAGCAAAGUACAGAGAGAUCCUUGAUGAAAACCUGCACCAAAGUGCUAAGGACCUCAGCCUGUGGCGAAGGUUCACCUUCCAACAGAACCACGACCCUAAGCACACAGCCAAGACAACAGAGAAGUGACUUCGGGACAAGUCUCUGAAUGUCCUUAAGUGGCCCAGCCAAAGCCCGGACUUGAACCCGAUCUAACAUCUCUGGAGAGACCUGAACAUAGCUGUGCAGUGACACUCCACAUCCAACCUGACAGAGCUUGAGAGGAUCUGCAGAGAAGAAUUGGAGAAACUCCCCAAAUACAGGUGUGCCAAGCUUGUAGCGUCAUGCAUGCAUGUGUGUGAGUACAUGUGUGUGUCGAACUGGCACUAUAUGGCUGGGCCAAUGUGUGUGUGAUUUGGUACCAUGGGGUGAAUGUGUGUGUGUUUGUGUGUGUGUGUUUUUGGUUUUACUAUCCUUGUGGGGAAAAAGGCUAUUUUAGGCUUAGAGGUUAGGGUUGGGGCUAAGGUAAGGGUUAGGGUUAGGUUUAUGGUUAGUGGUUAGGGAAAAUAGGAUUUAGAAUGAAAAUCAAUUGUUUGGUCCACACAAGGAUAGUUGAACAUGCCUGUGUGUGUGCGUGUGUGUGAGAGAGCGAGCUGGUACCAUGGCUGGUGCUUGGGAGUAUAUGUAGUGAUGAGCUGGUGUGAUGGAGCACUGAUUGAGCUCCAUCUCCAUGACCCAUAACCUUAUUAGUCACAAUGCAGAGUGUGAGGCAGAUGAUGACGGCUAGUAUUUGGAUCAUCGCUGGUCCUGUACUGAGGCAGGUCUGCUUGCUAUUCUUUUCCUGGAGCUCGUGACAUACUAUAGGUCUCUCAUUCAGUCCAUUAGUGGCUGUGGCCGGUGGGGAUAA
Coregonus sp. 'balchen' is the source of this 10695-nucleotide messenger RNA. NCBI's taxonomy places the organism in Eukaryota, Metazoa, Chordata, Actinopteri, Salmoniformes, Salmonidae. The record is from the annotation of a GenBank genome assembly.